Pteropus alecto (black flying fox) is the source of this 4081-nucleotide messenger RNA. Its product is annotated as zinc finger protein 791. Gene Ontology annotation, biological process: regulation of DNA-templated transcription. NCBI's taxonomy places the organism in Eukaryota, Metazoa, Chordata, Mammalia, Chiroptera, Pteropodidae. The record is from RefSeq and is a predicted model, not a curated record.
UUACGGCAUGGUUGGCGUGGACUGCGUACUCAUCACUUCUCUCUCCAGCCGCGCUGGGAUCCUCCCUGGCUACCCUUAAAGGCCUUAGGCGGCUCUGCCCCAUCCUCUGCCGCUGUGACCUGCACUUGCCGCAAGAGUCAUACAGUGGAAGACAGGGAACCCCAGAAACAGAAAUGGACUCAGUGGCCUUUGAGGAUGUGGCUGUAAACUUCACCCUGGAGGAGUGGGCUCUGCUGGAACCUUUGCAAAAGAAACUCUACAGAGAUGUGAUGCGAGAAACCUUGAGGAACCUCGCGUCAGUAGGGAAAAAAUGGGAAGACCAUAACAUUGAAGAUCAGUACAAAAACCAGAGAAGAAACAUAAGAAGUCAUACGGUAAAGAGACUCUGUGAAAGUAAAGAAGGUAAUCAAUGUGGAGAAAACUUCAGCCAUAUUCCAAAUCUUAAUUUGAACAAGAAAACUUCCACUAAAGUAAAACUAUGGGAGUGCAAUGUGUGUAGAAAAGUCUUCAUGAGUCGUUCAUCCCUUAAUAGACACAUGAGAUCUCAUACUGUGCCCAAACCAUAUAAGUAUCAGGAGUGUGGAAAGAAACCUUAUAAAUGUAAGAUAUGUGGGAAAGCUUUCAGUUAUCUCCAACCUUUUCAAAAACAUGAAAGAAAUCAUAGUGUAGAGAAAUCCUAUAAAUGUAAGGAAUGUGGGAAAUCCUUUAGAUAUCGCCAGUCUGUUCGCAAACAUGAGCGGACUCACACUGGAGAGAAACCUUACCAAUGUAAACAAUGUGGAAAAGCCUUUAGAUAUCAUCAGACCUUUCAAACACAUGAAAGAACACACACAGGAGAGAAACCCUAUGAAUGUAAGCAGUGUGGUAAAGCCCUCAGUUGUCCCAGUUCCUAUCGAAGUCAUGAAAGGACUCACACUGGAGAAAAACCCUAUGAAUGUAAAAAGUGUAGUAAAGCCUUCAGUUGUCCCAGUUCUCUUCGAAAACAUGAAAGAACUCAUACUGGAGAGAAACCAUAUGACUGUAAGGAAUGUGGGAAAGCCUUCAUUUCUCUUGGAAGCUUUCAAAGACACAUGAUAACGCAUACUGGAGAUGGACCUUACAAAUGUAAGGAAUGUGGGAAGGCAUUCAAUUGUCCCAGUUCAUAUCGAAUACAUGAAAGGUCUCACACUGGAGAAAAACCCUAUGAAUGUAAACAAUGUGGUAGAGCCUUCAGUUGUUCCAGUUCCUUUCGAACACAUGAAAGAACGCACACUGGAGAGAAACCCUAUCAAUGUAAGGAAUGUGGAAAAGCCUUCCAUUGGCUCACCACUUUUCAAGUCCACGUGAGAACUCACACUGGAGAGAAACCCUACAUAUGUAAGCAAUGUGGUAAAGCCCUCAGUUGUCCCACUUCAUUUCGAAGACAUGAAAAGACUCACACAGCAGAGAAACCCUAUGAAUGUAAACAAUGUGGUAAAACCUUCAGUUCUGCUCUAGGUUUGCAAAUACAUGAAAGAACUCACACUGGAGAAAAACCCUAUAAAUGUGAGGAAUGUGGGAAAGCAUUUGUUUCUCUCACAAGCUUUCGAAGACACAUGAUGACACACACUGGAGAUGGACCUUAUAAGUGUAAGGAAUGUGGGAAAGCAUUCAAUUGUCCCAGUUCAUUUCGAAUACAUGAAAGAACUCACACAGGAGAGAAACCCUAUGAAUGUAAAAUAUGUGGUAAAGCCUUCAGUUGUUCCAGUUAUGUUCAAGUGCAUGAAAGAACUCACACUGGAGAGAAACCCUAUGAAUGUAAGGAAUGUGGGAAAGCUUUCAUUUAUCGCACAACUUUUCGAGGUCACAUGAGAGUGCACACUGGAGAGAAACCGUAUAAAUGUGAAGAAUGUGGGAAAGCCUUUAGUCGGCCCAGUUCAUUUAGAAGCCAUGAAAGAAUUCACACUGGAGAGAAACUUCUUCAGUGUAAGCAUUGUGGGAAAGCCUUCAAUUGGCCCACAUCUUUACAUAAGUGUCAUGAGAAUGCACACUGGAUAGAUAAAUUAUAAACACAGUAAAGUUUUCAGUCUUAACAGAUAUACUCAAAGUCAUUUGAAAACUCUACUGGAGAAAAAUGUUUAUAAAUGUAAGUAAUAAAAGAGAGCCUGAUGCAAAUUAAUUUACAACAUGACAAAAAUGUUUUUAAAGUUAAAAAUAUACUGUCCUUCAAGUGGAUCAUCCUGAAACUCAGUGUCUGGAUUGUGGAUUCUGCUUGUUGCUUUUGUAAGUGAAUACUGAGACAGUUCUGUAAGUACUCUAAGCUAUAGGACAUAAGCUUUUAGUAGGUAGUGCUUUUCCUUAAAUCAGCUUAUAAAUUUUUUGUUUUUCUACUUUGAAGUCUGUUAGAUCCAUGGGUGAGUUGAAAUAUAAUUGUAACAUACUAGUAGUGUUAAUUUUUAUAUAAACUUUUAAUUCUUCUUAAGAGGAAUAAUGACACUGGUAUUUGUUGGUAUUUUCCUAUUGGCUUUGUGUGGCAGGUGCCGGGUAUUCCUUACCCAUUAUAAAUAUUCCUUUUUUGUUAUGAGAAAAACUCUUUCUUUCAUCAGAAGAGCUUUAUUCAUUUUUCCUUAAUAGAUGGUUGGCAUAAGUUUGUACGUAUACAAAGUUUAUCAUAAAGUAUCUCAUUUGAAUUACUAUUUACAUCUUUUCCCUUUUCUUUGUCAUUCUUUCUGAAUGUGUUUUGGAUAACAGACUUUACACAUUAAGAAAAGCAACCUAUGCUGACAUCAAUCUCAGACUUAUAAAAGUAUUUUAAAAUACUUACAAGUAUAAUUAUUUUAGAUUUAAAUUCACAGCUACAAUAUCUUUACACCAAAGCAACAUUUUUCCCCAUCAAGCCAUUAAAAUCCUCCUACAGUACUAUUACAUCACCAUUUGAGGUAUCUUUUACCCAUAAUAUAAUUAGAAUAAUUACAUGAUAUCACUAAAGUCAACCAGUAGCAUUAGCAUCCCUCUAUUUAUAUUGAGCACCUAUUGUGUGCCUGGGCUGGACACUAGAAAUACAACAGUGAACAUAACUAAAAUGGUCACUGCUCUCACAGUGCUUCAAGUCUAUAAGAGUAAAUAUAAUCACAUUUCUAGCUACUUUCCUAAGUGUUAUUAACACUUAAACGCUGAUUCAUUUUUGUAAGAACAUUAUCUUUGGUAGACCAAUAGACCUUUAUAUUUGUCAAAAAAAAAGAAAAGAGACCUUUGAUAGGACAAUAAAACAUAGGAUUGGAAAUAGCUCUCCUGGAAUAUGUUAUGUCCACGUGGGUAAUGUUGUGACCUUUUUCUAGAAUAUUUUCUGUUCUUUUUAUGGUUCCAUGUUAGAAUUCAUUAAUAGUCUCAUGAGAUUCAGAUGGCAGAAGUGAAGGUCUGUUUUUGAACCACAGUACACAGAAACAUAGAUGUUUCAUAUAUAUACCUGCUUUCAAUCUAUUUUCAUGAUUCUUUGCCCUGCCAGUCUAGAGUAUCCUCAGUACCACCACCAACUACAUGACUUCCAUUUUCUGAGCUGUAGGUUUCCACAGAUGCCUCUACAAGUCCCACAGCAAAGAUCUGUCGGUUUGGAUUCUCCUGCAAGCCCUCAUGUGUCCACUAGGCAACAAAUUUGGACUGUCAUGUUUGAAAAUCUUCUCUGAAGUGCUGACUCCCUUCUUUAGAGUGUAUUUGUAUGCAGCCUGGUUUGUAUAGUAAACACUUGGUUCUAUUACUAUCACUAGUGACUGUGUGUUCCUGAUUCCACCAAAACAGCUACAGUGGUGCUGUCAGAAAGAACUAUGUGGGCGUUUGUUCCUGUUUCACUGCAGUGACUGCGCUGACAGUCUUCGUAUGUGAGAAUUGGCACCUUCUUUAUAUCAGGCAGAUUGUGAAUAUUUCCGACUACUCACAACUGAACAUAAUUCCUCAGUACGUUUUCAAUUACAUUUGUAUGUGAUUUAAAAUAGUGUUCAUUGUUAUGUCAAACAAAUGUUUCUGUAGGUGUUUCUUAGAAAUGUUUUACUGUUUGAAACAGCUUGUGUACUAACAAAUAUUUUAUUUUCCACUUCCUGAUAGGAUAUAUUAAAACAUUCCCACUGUA